Phlebotomus argentipes is the source of this 1976-nucleotide messenger RNA. It is a transcript of the gene sgl, whose product is annotated as UDP-glucose 6-dehydrogenase. The record is from RefSeq and is a predicted model, not a curated record. Lineage: Eukaryota; Metazoa; Arthropoda; Insecta; Diptera; Psychodidae. The transcript is spliced from 4 exons. Gene Ontology annotation, biological process: glycosaminoglycan biosynthetic process. Bases 537 to 1976 code for a protein of 479 amino acids. Gene Ontology annotation, molecular function: UDP-glucose 6-dehydrogenase activity; NAD binding. Gene Ontology annotation, cellular component: nucleus; cytosol.
UUGCCAGUGACCUGUGGUGGGGGAAGUGGCCCAGCUUUAGCUGCUUUAUUUCCUGUGUUUUUAUUGGGUUAUCUGGCGAUUUCCUCGCUGGAAAAGUAAUAAAAGUGCCAGUGGAUCACCUGAGAAUGUGAGAUAGUGCUGAAAUGAGAGUAGAAGGCGUGAUAAACGGUGGAAUUGAUGGAAAAUAGUGGGUGUGCAGUUGAAAAAAAUUGAUGCAAGGUGGCGAUACCUGCUGCUCUUGAGUCUCUUCUUGGGUGGGAAAGCCAAGUGUUUUCUGGAGAAUCUUCAGUAUUUCCUGCCACGAGCAAGUGCAUUGUUUUAUUUGUGACCAGACAUUCCCAUCACAUCCACCGAAGCAGUAUAUACUAAGAGAAAAGUAGGAAACUCAUCAAAAAGUGCCAUUUAUUUUAGAAUUUGAAAUUUACUGCAAAGACUCCCGGAAGGAAGUAAACAAGGAGAGCUUUCCUGGACGAAAAUUGACUCACUUGCAAUAGAAUUGCAUUUUGUGAAGAAGAACGUGCAAGGACCGACUCAGAAUGGUUAUUUCGAAGGUGUGCUGCAUCGGGGCGGGUUACGUGGGGGGCCCCACGUGCAGUGUGAUGGCUCUUAAGUGUCCAGACAUCCAGGUGACCGUGGUGGAUCGCAGUGCUUCACGCAUUGCCCAGUGGAAUUCGGACAAGUUGCCAAUUUACGAGCCCGGCCUCGAUGCUGUGGUGAAGAAGUGCCGCGGGCGGAAUCUCUUCUUCUCCACGGACAUGGAACCGGCAAUCCGCGACGCGGAUCUCAUCUUCAUCUCCGUCAAUACGCCCACGAAGACAUCUGGCAGGGGCAAAGGACGCGCCGCGGACUUGAAGUUCGUGGAGAAUUGCGCUCGGAUGAUCGCCGAGAUAUCGCAGAGUAACAAGAUCGUGGUGGAGAAGAGCACGGUGCCCGUGAAGGCGGCCGAGAGUAUUAUGCAGAUUCUGAGGGCGAAUCAGAAGCCGGGCGUGAAGUAUGAUAUUCUGUCGAAUCCGGAGUUCCUGGCCGAGGGAACGGCGGUGAGGGAUUUGCUGGAGCCUGAUAGGGUGUUGAUCGGCGGAGAGGAGACACCGGAUGGACAGAAGGCCAUCGAGGCGCUGUGCUGGAUCUAUGAACACUGGAUCCCCAAGGAGCACAUCCUCACGACCAACACGUGGAGCUCUGAGUUGUCCAAGUUGGCGGCGAACGCUUUCCUGGCGCAGCGAAUCUCUAGCAUCAACAGCCUGUCGGCAGUGUGCGAAGCCACGGGCGCGGACGUGAGUGAAGUGGCGAGGGCAGUGGGUCUGGAUUCGCGCAUCGGUGCGAAGUUUCUGCAGGCGUCCGUGGGCUUUGGCGGCAGUUGCUUCCAGAAGGACAUUCUGAAUCUUGUGUACAUCUGCGAAGGACUGAAUCUGCCCGAAGUGGCGGCUUAUUGGCAGCAGGUGAUUGAUAUGAACGAGUUCCAGAAGUCCCGGUUCACACAGAAGAUCAUUGAGAGUCUGUUCAAUACCGUGGCGGAGAAGAGGAUCGCCAUUCUGGGAUUCGCCUUCAAGAAGGACACGGGAGACACUCGCGAAACGCCUGCUAUUGCGGUGUGCAAGCAACUCUUGGAUGAAGGAGCGCAGCUGAAUGUGUACGAUCCGAAGGUGGAACCGCACCAGAUUAUUCUGGAUCUCACACAGCCGAAGGUGACGGACAGUCCUGAAGCUGUCCAGGAGGCGGUGAAGAUCCAUGCCGAUCCGUACGCUGCUGUUCAUGGAACACAUGCGAUAGUGAUCAUCACAGAAUGGGAUGAAUUCAUUGACUUGGACUACAAUCGCAUCUACCAGUCAAUGAUGAAACCGGCGUAUAUUUUCGAUGGUCGGAAGAUCGUUGAUCACGAGAGGCUGCAGAAGAUCGGCUUCCAUGUGCAGACGAUCGGCAAGAAAACGCAGCCUGGUGGAAGACAGAGGUUCUACGGGAGCAAUCCUCAAUUGUAG